UUCCAAAGACUGCAAUAAUAUCUACUAAUUAUGGAUUACCGGUAUUAAUACAAUAUUGCAUCUAUUACUAAUAAUUGAUAUAUCUACUCCAAAAAAACAUAUUUUUGCAACAAUCAGUAAUGAAAUUAUUGACAGACAAUAAUUGGACACGUCUUCAGUAAUAUUUGAUGUCAUAUUCGGUGUAUAAAUACCAAGUUCUGAACAAACACAGAACCACACUCUUCUUCGGCUGCCAGUCCUGUCAGACGUUGAUUUUCACCGAACGAAGGAGUACAACAAGUUUGCCGACACAAUGACGAGCAAAGUGUUGAUAGCAUUUUCGUUAGUGAUUGCAGGUGCACUUGCACAGUUCAAUCCUAUAUUGGAGGUGACUAGCUGCACAAAGAGCAAACUAGAACUCACGUUGACUGACGGCGCCGACGGCGGUAUUAUCUACAUCCAAGGCCAGGGUACAGCUUGCCGACAGUUUACAACGUCGGUUGUCUCGUAUUAUACCAUCGACUUCGGCUCGUGUGGAAUUCAAUGGGAGGAAAGUUUCAAGGUGAUGGUCCAGAAGAAAUCUCUGUACCAGACUGGAGAGGACAAACAGAUUCCUGUCAUGUGUAUUGCCGACCUGGCAGACUUGACGGUCAGCAACAACCUUGACGUCGCAGACGAUGAUGCCGGCCUGAACAAGACGGUAAAACCCGCAGCUACCAUGAGCUUGUACAGUAACGGCAAUAACGUUAACGGAGGAACCGUCAAACUUACCGACAUUGUCACGUUGGUCAUGGAACUUGACGCUGAAUAUAUCGGUUCGUAUAUUUAUUCUUUUUCACAUAGCGAUUUUGACAUUAAAGCAAGGUCCUGCUUCGCCGACAACAUUGAAAUUAUCUCAGAUGCCUGUCCAGUAGAUGUUGAAUUGUUCCCCCACAUCAGUAGAGUGUCCCAGGGAUUGAUCCAAGCCCAGUUCGGAGCUUUUAGAACGACCUCUCUUGCCGGCGGUGCAGUUGCUAUGCCUUUCUCUUGUACACUCCAGGUCUGCCUCGGCGCCUGCAGCCCAACAACCUGUGUCGAUGGUAUAGACAGUUACGGUAGAAAGAAGAGAGCCAUUGCCAAACGACAGGCCGAGGAGAACGCCGUCGAAGACAUCAGUGUUGGUUCUUCUAUCUCCAUAGCAACAGAAGAAGUCGUGAUUCAGAGUCCAGAAGACAACAACAACCUGUGUUUGAGCGUGGCUUUGUUUUUGAUUUUGAUAAUAAUAAUGGCAGGCGGUCUUGUUUCUACCACCGUCUCCACGGUGAUUCUCUUCCGCAAACUCCAAGUGAAGGCUGCCAUCUUGAAGCAACUCAACACUGGAUAUCCAAUGAAAUCCUAGGCUUUAUUUUAUGAGGCGUGGUCUAAUCUGCACUGGCAUAGAAGGACAAAAAAUCGUCUACAUGCUUGAGAAAGGUCUUAUUUCAAAGUUUUAUUUUCAAAAGCUACAAUAAAACCCGUUGUAGUUCAUUAUACUACAAUACAGAGUUCUACGUUUCUAUAUUUUUCUUUUGAGGGAAGGACGAACAAUCACUUCCAUCGUUUGAAUUCAGGAUUAUAAGUUAAAUAAAGACUUAUUUACUAGCUAAUUACUAACAGUGUUUGUUCAUGUUGCCGAAUUACUGAAUAAAAUCGC
Messenger RNA from Mercenaria mercenaria, 1651 nucleotides. RefSeq lists its product as uncharacterized. Bases 293 to 1357 code for a protein of 354 amino acids. Lineage: Eukaryota; Metazoa; Mollusca; Bivalvia; Venerida; Veneridae. The record is from RefSeq and is a predicted model, not a curated record. The transcript has 9 exons.